Molecule: messenger RNA, 2184 nt
Organism: Trypanosoma cruzi
Lineage: Eukaryota; Euglenozoa; Kinetoplastea; Trypanosomatida; Trypanosomatidae
Exons: 1
Coding region: 1-2184 (727 amino acids)
Source: RefSeq, a predicted model, not a curated record
AUGUCUUCCGCACUUUGCUUUGUCUGCUCGAGGUGCGAGCUUCCUAUUUGCUCCCGUAAGGAUCUUCUCAUGGCGCCUGUGGCUGGAGGCACCACAGAAACGGCCUUUGAAUAUUUCUUAGAAGACGUUCUGGCUCUGGACAUCUCCGUGCCGUGCUACAGCGGUGAUGAAGUGGCAGAAGUCAGCGUCACCGUUUCAGAGGAGAUACUUGCGUCCGUUUUACCACCAGGAGCACAGCAGUUAGCAUUGGAGGCCGUUGUGGCCUCACAACGCUCUGAACAACAGCGCCAGCAGCAAGUGGAGCAAAACGACGUGGGAACGUCGCUAUCGUCUCCGCGAGGCGGGUCAAUUCCGGGUAGCUCAACGGCAGCAUUGCCUCACAGCAGCAGCAGCAGCAGCAGCAGCAGCAGCAGUGCUGACAACGCAGAGGUCCCAGUGGAGAUUGCGCCCGAGGAAGCUAAUAGCCACAACGCGACGGGUACCUCGUCGCGCGGGGUUUUAACAUCUGAAAACAGCUCUUAUCAGCAAGCAAUACAGGCGUUAGCACGUUACAAACGUGUCCAGGAGACCCGUGUAGACUUGGUUUGUGUUAGGGAAGAUGUGCUGGGAUGUGGACUCAGUCGUUGCACCCGGGAUCGCGUCGCCCAGUCUUCAUCAGCGAGCUCACCGCCUGCCUCGGUGGAGGAAGCCCAGAGUUCGUCGUCUCCCACGCAGUGGUUUUCACACCCAGGGAAUUUUAUAGUUGAGGAGUCCUUUAUUAAGGUGCGGCGUCGCACGAAGACCGCGCGUUAUCCGUGGUUUGAUGCGUACGAUUGUCGUGGGCGGCUGGAGUGCCCGGAUUGUCAUCUUGGGCUGGGGUACCUGUUUGUGCGGAGGUCGAACGAGCACCCCGGCUCCGAGGCGGUGGCGGUGGCGGCUCCGUCCGCGGGUCAUGCGGAGACGGGGGAUGAUGGAACUGCGGAGGAAGUGCCUGAGCCGCAACAAAAAAGGGAGCGGAAAGAGGAGGGGAAUGACAAUGAGAAGAAACAAAAACAACAAAAUGACGGGGAUGAGAACGUGUUACAGUACCCUUCCACCUUUUUGGGCCUAGAACUAAAAAAAAUCCGGGAGCGUCAAUGGGGUCUGCGGGACUUUCAAAAACGAUACCAACGGUCUAAGGAACUUAAAACCUUUCGCGAGAUGUUUCCAGAAGCGGAAGAGCUUGAGAACCUUUACAGCCGUCUGACGGCUCUUCGCAUGCAAUCUGAACUCUACAACAAUCUUCUUCGAAAACACAAGGAACGGAAUGAUGUGCAGAGUGCACUUCUUCAAAGUCAAAAAGAACGCAUACACACCUAUGAGGAAAAGCUACGCACCAUGCAGCAAAUUAUUGAAGCACAACGAGAGCAGCUGGAAAUGCAGGGUCGGCAAAUCAAACAUCAAGAAGAAUUAGUGAAGAAUCAUAAAAGUCAGGUCCAUACACAACAACAGCAAAUACAUGUGGAGCAGCUUUUAUUGACUGAGCAGAGUCGCACGAUUGAAUCACAGCGAGAGCAACUGAAUCUUAUACAGGCUCACCUCCGGGCAAGGUUGAUGAAAGAGAAACUAGACGAGCGCUGUGAACAGCUUACGAGACUUCUUUAUGACAUAGGUGGAGAGAGGCGGUCCCAAAUCUUAACAACGGAUACGGCAACCACUACACUGCAGCGCCUCUCACGGCACCCGCUUCCGCCGCCACAUCUUAUGGGAGUUGUGGGUUAUGACACUCGUGAAGUUAGGGAAACAGAAACAGAAGAGAGAGGAAUGGAAUACCGAUCAACUGAUGGGUUGUGCCAACGUCCUACAAGUGAUGCGGUGGCGCCCUCUCGUGAUGACCUCGUGACCAGUGGACAGGAGGGUGAGGGUGCAGUGGUGUCAGAGACUCGUGGCUUUCCUUCGAGAGCAUCGCCCGCUUUUGUUACGGCCAAGGGGUUGGAUGGCCGGUCGGCUUUUUGCAGAAGCUCGGAUGUUUCCCAACGAACGGCGGCAAUCAUGCGGAGGAUUACAGAAGAAAGGGCUCGGCGGGGUGUCGGAAAGGAUUCCCUGCCGUCAGGCGACAUUUCACUCGGCAGUGCGAUGGCCAAUGAUGAAAGACAGAAUUCGGAUGGUGCUUGUGCGCUUAACUCCCGAAACGUGUCCCUUUUGCUCUCAAAAAAGAAGGAAUAA